Molecule: messenger RNA, 2449 nt
Organism: Ceratosolen solmsi marchali
Lineage: Eukaryota; Metazoa; Arthropoda; Insecta; Hymenoptera; Agaonidae
Product: glycerophosphocholine phosphodiesterase GPCPD1
Exons: 13
Coding region: 1-2406 (801 amino acids)
Biological process (GO): glycerophospholipid catabolic process
Molecular function (GO): carbohydrate binding; glycerophosphocholine phosphodiesterase activity
Source: RefSeq, a predicted model, not a curated record
AUGAAAUUGGUACCUGGCUUGGAAAAAAAUGACGUUGUCUUUGUUGUGGGUAACCUACCUGAACUUGGUGCUUGGAACCAUAAUCAGGCCAUUCAAUUAACCAGAGAAAACGAUGGCACUGAUUCACCCACAGUAUUUGAUAAUAAUAGCUCCGCAGACUUUGCGGAUCUCUAUGGAAAUUCUAGCGAUGGGUUAGAUUUCAUGGGAAAUAGUGCCUCUGAUAAUUCUGAGGGAGGACAAAUAUUUUCACAAAAGAUUGCUUUACCCUCCGAUGCUGAUGUACAGUUUCGUUUCUUUAUAGCUGUAGUUUGUCAGCCAAAUGGUUCAAAAAAUUCUGCCAAAACUUUUAUAAUAAGAAAAUGGGAAACUCACAUGUCACCAAGGCAGAUAAAAAGAAAUGUACUAAGUAAUUUCUCAGAAGAUACCUUGCCGGAUCCCGAUAAAUUUGGCUAUCAUAAUGAAUAUUGUAAAAUUGAAAGGGGAUGGCUAACAGAUGAAACAGUGAUUCAAUUCAAGCUUUUUAAUAAUCCAAUUAAAUUAUGGAAGAAUAGGUUACAAAAUAAGAAAGUUCAAAUAAAAAUGACCCCGGUAAAUUUGAUUAGACACAAUUCAUUAGAAUUACAGCAGCUAGGAGGAGAUUGUGUAGAUGACAGCCUCUCUAUGGAUACCCAAGAUAUUGUAGAUCAACCAGCGUUUAGUAUUACAGAAGUAGCUGUAAUGAAUGAUGAAGAGGCUCACUUCAAAUAUCAAGAUCAAUUUGGUCGAGCCUACAACGACGAUGAAUUUCUUAUCUUCAAUGUAGCAGUUCGAUAUCCAGAAACAGUCGCCUAUUUAGUUGAUUAUUACGUUUACACCACGAGAUCCUUUCCCGGAGAACCGCCCACUCACAUUGGUUUCAGUUAUAUUUUACCCGGGGCUCUGCAAACUAGCGUUGGACUUCUAACUGUUGCCAUUACAAGUACCAAACACAGACCCAUAGGACAAUUAACAGUAGAGUACGUCACCAUAAAGCCAAUUCCUGAUUUCCCAUGGGACAUGAGUAUUUCAUAUGCAAAGCACUGGGAGCAGAGGUGGUCUGGGCUAGAUGUCGGUCAUCGAGGACUCGGGACUUCUUUUACAUGUCAAAUGAAAAAUUGCGCUAAUGUUCGUGAAAAUACCGUUGCUUCAUUAAAAACUGCUGCUUACCAUGGUGCUGACAUGGUAGAGUUCGAUGUCCAAUUAUCGAAGGAUCUGAUUCCCGUUAUCUAUCAUGAUUUUUACGUAUCGAUUUCAUUAAAGCGCAAAAAACAAAUAGAGGCUAUGGAUAUGUUAGAAAUACCAGUGAAGGAUCUCACAUUACAGCAACUACACUUACUUAAGGAUUUUUAUUACCCGAGAGACUCCUUGGGUCAGGUGCUGUAUUACCUUGAUAAAGAGGAACAGGGGGUUAAACAAUCGGUUUAUCAUUUGGAAGAAGGUAGAGAAAAAACUGCAAAGUUUUUUGACGAGGAUCUAGAGGAUCAUCAACCGUUUCCAACACUUCAAACAGUACUUCAGGAAUUGGAACAGCAUGUUGGUUGCAACAUUGAAAUAAAGUGGACGAUGCAAUUGAAGGAUGGCACAUUUGAACUUAAUCACCCGUUUGACCUCAAUCUGUACUUGGACAUUAUACUUAAAGAUGUAUUGGAGCACGGAGGCGAUAGAAAAAUUGUAUUUUCAUCCUUUAAUCCGGACAUUUGCGCCAUGAUGCGAUUGAAGCAAAAUAAAUAUCCAGUAGUUUUUUUAACGCAAGGUGUUACUGUUAAAUAUCCAACAUAUCACGAUCCAAGGUGUCAAACUAUACCAAUGGCUAUGAGACAUGCAUUGACAGCCGAUAUCUUAGGGAUAAACGUGCAUACGGAAGAUAUUUUACGUGAUCCGAGUCAGGUGAAGUUGGUCAAAGACCGCGGGUUAAUUAUAUUUUGUUGGGGAGAUGAUAAUAAUGACAAGGACACGAUACAACACCUCAAAAAACUUGGCUUGCAUGCCGUUAUUUAUGAUAAAAUCGACGAAUACAAUGCAAAGGAGGUGAAAGAGAGCAUAUUCCUCGUGGAUGCUCGAGAGAGCCAAAAAGCUUUAAUAGCUUUAGCCCAGUGUAAUCAAGCCUGCGCAACAUCAGCCACAGCCGCGGCUUCUUUAACGACGCCAUUUGUCAAUAAUGCCGGUGGUAGUGAGAGCGAUGACAGUGUCGGAGGCACCAGCGUCAAUUUGACGAGUAACUGUGAUAUAUCACAUCAAGACAAAGAAAUCCGCGAUCUUACCAAGGAUUUUAGCGUGUGUGCAUCCAACUUUAGUCACCCGCCUAAAACAAAAUCCCUUACGGAUAUCGUUGCUAAUUCUCCGGCCGAAAUUCGUAUAGAGGACGAGUCGGCGAAGAAUUGCCUCUGAUGUUUUUCACAUCGUGCGGAUUACGAAACGUGCUUAUAAAAAA